AGCGAAUGGGACAGAGGCGCGCGCGCGCACGCACAGAUCACCUCGCGCAGCUCGUUAUUAACGUUAAUAUCGUUAUCUCUCGCGCCACUCAUGUCCCUCCACGCCAGCUGCUCCGCAGGAGACGGGACCUACCACGGGUCAGGUGCGCCGCUGGGACCGAAGCACGCUCAAGUUAGUUUGGCUUAUUUUUAGCUCCAGAUAAGAGAUUAGCUAAGAUAGCGCCCUGAUUUAGUCGCCAUUGUUCCAUCAGUGACGGGAUUCCUUCAGGAGCAACCUGCCGCCGGACCCUCUUUUUAAGGUGAAAACUGAAUGAAGCUUCCUGCUAAAGUACAUUUCUCCUGGAGUUACGAUGGACGAUGAAGCUGUGACUUUGGUGUCUGCACUGAGAACUUUGUAACUUUUUUGGAAUAAACUCCGCUAGAAGAUCUAUCACACAGAAGGUGCCCCUGACAAAGUAAUGGAGACAGAAGAGAGAGGGGAUGUUUCACCCAAACAGGGGGCUACUUCAAAAGCAGAGAGCGAGGCCGACGCAGCGUCGUGCCAUACCUGUGGUGUGUGCGGUCGGAGCUUUCCUCUCCUCAGCUCCUUGUCUCAGCAUAUGAGAAGACACACCCGAGAAAAGCCUUACAAGUGUCCCUACUGCGAGCACAGGACAGCUCAGAAGGGCAGCCUGAAGGCUCACGUUCGUAGCCAUAAACUGGGCCUCCUCAGCCAGAAACCCAGUGACAAGGAGGUGGAAGGAGAUCAAGAGAAGAAAGCUAAUCCUGACACACCUGCCCUCCCCGAGAUUAUCAACACACCUGGCAAAGUCCAUAAAAUCAACGGGAAGGUGAAGAAGAAAGCAGCAAAGAAAAAAGUUAAGAGUGAGGAUGUUGUCGUGGCUGCCGACGCGGCUGAAGCUGGACCUUUCUCUUGCACCAUCUGUGGCCAGGUUUUCCCUCAGGUAUUACUCCUGAAAUCCCACGUGAAGCAGCACCGUGGCUCCCAGGAUCACGGGUGCCGCAUUUGUGGAAAGCGCUUCCGUCAGGCGUGGUUCCUCCAAAGCCACAUGCGCAUUCAUCGGGUCAAAGCGCAGCUCCGUGGCAGCAAAGGCAACGAGCCUCCCGCGACUAUCAACGGGAUUCCCCAGGAACCAGCGUCAUUGACAAAUGAAGAGUGCCUCUAUGAGCUCUGUUCCAGCUGUGGGAACUUCUUCUAUGACCGUCGGACCUUGCGUGUUCACGAGAAGCUACAUAAACUGACCCAGAACCCACUACGUGAAGACAACAAGGCCUCUGAGCUCCAAUGUGACAAGAAACGCUUUUUGAAAAGCUUGAACCUAAUAAGUGCCGGAUCUAAGAAAGCAGUUGAGGAAAAUGUUCUGGGUGGACGAAUCGCAGAGCUGGACCCAAUUUGUAGCUACCAGGCAUGGCAGUUAGCCACAAGGGGGCGACUGGUGGAGGCCACAGAGAAAUGCCUGGGGUGGGAGGAGAGACUGGCUGAUGCAGAGGUGGCUUAUGACACGGAGAAAGGAGAGUACGUGCCCCUGAAGCCGGAGAAGAAGAGGAAACAAAUCGACUCAUCCAACUCCAACGUCAAGAAGAAAAAGGGCGAUGCCGUCCCAGAACAGACGCCAAACACCCUGGCUCAUGCUAAAGGUGGAGACAAAAAGAGUUGCCCGAAGGACCGUAUUCUUUUGAACGGACUUGGUCACGCGUUUUAUGAGGCGCUACACAAGAAGACGGUCAAAGACGUUCAACUCUCCCAGUCGAGCAAGAGCAUCAGAAGCCAGGAGAAGGAAGAUAAGAAACCCCACGUCUGCAAGCACUGUGAUUUCCACACUGUUGACUCCUCGCUGCUCCAGUCCCACCUGUGCAGUCAGCACCUGGGUUCCUGCAGCAAACACAGCACCGCUGUGGACAAUAUCAGCAAAAGUGGCUCCAGAGCCUCAAGAUACAUGGACUACCUCAGGAGCAGGAGUUUGUUGCUCAGUCAGCCAUACUGGAAUGCCUACACUCGUCCUCCCAGUCAGGAAUUAGCAGAGGGAGACUCGAAGGCAGAAAUGUCUAAUGGUGGUGAUGUAAAGAAGGAGGGACUCACGAAUGCUGAUGCUGGCGCUCUUCUCAAUCUUUCUUCCCUUACCGAUGGAAGUAGUAACGCUAAUUAUCCAGUCAAAACAGGCAGUCUGGUGCAGCAUCGGUGCCUAUACUGCUCCCACACUACGCACUACCCAGAGGUCCUGUGGAUCCAUCAGCGUGUUGCACACAGGGUGAACGGGAACAGCUCCGUAGCACCCAAAUGGGCACCCUGUGUAAACACUACUAAAGGCUCAAAAGCUGGAGCUUCUCAGUGGAGACGCACAGGGCCACCCCCGUUCCUCGAAGGAAAGGAUUGCCCAACUCUACCUGCUCCACGGACGCAACGCACACAACCUCCAGGUGUCACAACACACAGCAGCAGCAAGCACUCAGCACCCAGAGCCCAGCCAGGCGUCCAGAAGUCCAAACAUCACUCAAGGGAAUCCCGCUCAUCAGAAGGGAGACUUUCUAGUGGAAGGGUUCAGCCCCAGAGAACCUCUGGUGAACAUCAGCGAGUUGCGCUGGGGGGAAGUACAAGCUCCAGUCGCCAAAGUACAUCUUUAAACAAUUCUGUACACUCCAAGGGUGCUGACGGAUCUCAGCCUUCGCACAGCCUCAAACUCAGAGCGGACAGGGCUGCUGUGGAGGGGAUCUUCCCACACGAGGGUUUGGGGUUUAUGUUGGCGAGACACCAAGGUGGGACUUCUUCUAACCCUGCAGGAGACAAACUCCACUCUCGUAGGCAGUCAUGGGACUUUUCUGCAGGUCGGAAGGGUCCAGACCUCUGGGCAGCCAUGAACAUGUGGGGGCUACAUGGGGGCAAAGCGGACUCAGAUCCCCUCCUUUUUGCUCAGGGAAAGUGCGAGCCGACGGGACAAACGCCAAAGGACAUGGAUAUUUUGAGUCUCUUGAAGAGCUACAGUCCCCAGGAUCUGGCCUCUAUUUAUCAGCACUGGGGCUUUGUUGAUCCCAGACUGGAUCCUCAAGCGAUGUUGCAGUUAAAUGGACAUUUUGGAAAUGAAGUCCAUUCCUCUUCUGAAGCCUCCAAACAGCCAUUAAAAACAAGAAAGGAGUUAGCAUUAGUCUUGACUUCAGCUACCGUCCACAUCAGCAGAAUAGAGACGCGAACAGCCACUCGGCUUCAUCUUCAGGGUCUAUCCAUAAAGGAACGUGAAGAAAUCCAAACUGCUGAACUGUGUGAAGGAACCAGCCAUGACUUUUACAAAUGUGCUGGAAAAUGCACGCUAUAUGCAAAAUGAGGUGUACUUUUAAUAUUUCAUUGUUUAUUUUGAGGUGUGACACAUGUUUUUGUUUGUUCAGAGUGUAGAUAUCUUAGCUAAGGCUCAUGAAAUUUGUUUUGAAUCACUAAAGUUAGACAGAAAUGUUGAAAAAGUGAUGAAAGACUAUGUCAACAAGCUAGCUCCCUUCCAGGUGGAAAUAAAAUGAUGAAACCAUCUAAUGUUACUAAAACAUUCAGACACAUAUUAUUACUAGCUGUACGUAGUUUGUUACUUAUUUUCUUGUAAAAUGUCUUGUUUUUUUUAUUAUUGUGGUUACGUUUGGUUUUGUUAAAAAACUCAAAGUUCCUGAUUAAACUAGCGUCACUUUAGUUUUGUUUGCAAUUAUUUUGUGCCAGUUUUUGUUCGGUUAGCUUUCAUCCAUCACUUUCUAGGUUAAAUGUAACGGGCUAGUUUGAUUACUGUAUAUUCAAGGGAGAAAAAGCAUCAUGCAAUGUGUUUUUGUUUCAGUCAAAAUCAAGAAAAUGGGGUUUGUGCCACAUGACUCAUCUCAGACAUGGGUAGGGUUCCUAAAGCGAGCGUCAAAACACCCGAACACGUCAGUUUAAAGCAGAGAAACUCGGAAUUAUGCUGCAUCCUGAUCUAUUCGUCCAACGUUGUCCCCAUCACGUAUCAAAAACAGCUUUACUACUUUAAUGCAGUAUUUCCCAAGUUUCAGGUUUUUUAAACAGCAUGCUAACAAUUUGUGCUGUGGUUUUAGUAGGAUUAGAAGCUCCUCAUACAAGCUGAGUGUGACGGUUUUGUCAUUUCCUGUUCGUCUUCAGUCGCUUUCUGUUUGCAGGUUUGUUUAGUAUGUUUACAUUUUAGCACCUCCCUCUCCCAUAGAUACAUAUUGCAUUCUAUGCAUCCAUAUGAAGCCAUAAACUCCAGGAAGUAAACAUUUUAUUACUGAAAACUAAUGUUAAUAAUAGUUUUAUUUAUUGUUUUUUGUUUUCUGAGAGUGGAAUUCAAACACCCAUAAAUACUUGAUGUUUGUAGCGAGGAAACAGGUGUAAAACAUUCAUUUUGGGCUUCAGCAACAGAGUUGGACGUGAGAUUUGCCUCACAAACCAGAACGUUCUACUCGAUCCUCAAGCUUUAAAUUGAAUUCUUGUGACAUGUUUUUUAGUCGGGGUAAGAAUUUAUAUUUUUACCAAGUCCAAGAUUUGUCUGACUGUAAAAUUAUUCCAAAUAAAGUUGAUUACUACUGAUUUGUCUGUUAUUUGAUGACACUGAGAAACUGGUGACUGAGGAUCACAGUGUAGGGAGACAGUGUAUCUACCAGCCAAACUGUUUGUUUUCUUGCAAACAGAUUUUCUAAAAUCAGCAGUUUAUUUAGGAAACUGUUGAUCGGUAAUUUUAGAUGUUUUUAUGGUCCCGAGGUAAACCCACCCUCCAACCCUCACAUCUUAGCCUUCUACAACUGUGGGAUGCAACUUUAGCAGCGCGCAGACUCGACGAGUACUGCUACCAAUCAGCGACGGUAAAGCUUAUUGUGGCUUCCUAUUUUCAUGUCCAGUAAAGUAAUAGAGCAGUUUUCUGCUCCCCCGCCCUACUGGUUGGAAGUGGAAUCAUAACUAGGGAUGUCCGAAUCAGGUUAUUUUGCCUUCGAGUCCGAGUCAUUUGAUUUAGAGAAUCUGCAGAUACCAAGACCCGAUCCGAUACUUUCGAUACAUAAAAAAAUAAUAAAGAAAGCGAAACAACAGAUCCAGAAUAUUCCUUAUUUUUUUAUUCAGUUACCUUUAUUUUAGCCUGGCAAGCCAGACUAAAUAAAUAUAUUUAGUCUAAAUAAAUAAAUAUAUUAUUUAGUCUGGCAACGCUCUAUUGCUAGCUCUUGGUCGUGGGGCAGGUUCUACCUUUGUCUUUCAAACGAUCUCUGCAUGCUACUGGAUAAUGAACAACGUGACGUACUCACCGCAACAGAUGUUGGUAAACGAGGCAGUCCACUGUUGAAGAACAUCUUUUUUUAAAAAAUAAAACAUCUAACUGCUCCUGAUUCUAAUAAAGCCCAAGUCAAAAUAUCGCAAAAUUGACGUAAAGGCCGUUUCAAGAAGCUGUCGCAAUCUUGUUCCACUCUGUUGCAUCAUCCUGCCCACCAGACGAAUAGAGGGCUCUGAUUAGCCCACAAAGUGGAUAGAGUGCUGUGAUUGGCCCACCACUGUGGACUAAUCACAGCUCUCUAUUGGGUUUGAAAUCCCUGUAGGAGCUGUGAUUAGCCAGCCAGAAUGCUUUUGGAACUGCAUGAAGCGUUCCUAGAUCAAACUUUGCAAAGCAAGAAUUUGGUCUAGUUCACAAGGUUACCUUUAUUUAAACAAUUAACAACUCUGUUAUCAAACAGAUAACUUCUGUGAGAUAGUUUUAGCAAUCAAGUAAUAGAUAACAUACAUUCUUCACUUCUGGACUUUAUUGCAAAUAUAAAAAAGACUUAAAUAAAAAUAAAUAGCCCCUCAACUUAAAAUACCUGGUCUAUUCAGCUUUGGCCCCCAAAAUGCCUUGAUACGUCCCUGGGCGUGGUACUGAGUUUUGAAGGUGAUCUGAAUUGUGUCAAAUAAAUAAAUAUUACAUGCUGAUAAAUUAUUGCUUUAUAAAGGUAAAAAUGUGUAGAGGAUAAAUCUACCUACAUUUUAUUUUUCAAGAACUUUAUCUUGUUUUCUUGGUUUUUAUUUUCUUAUUUUCCUGUCGUGUCUGUCUCUGAGCUUCCUGCAUCGGAAAACUGCUGACUUACUUUCUACCUUUUUAUCCCACGAGUUACUUUUUAAACUAAGCAUAUCAACUGGAUCUACUGACCGCUAAAAUAGUGAGGUGUUUGCUGAGCUGCCCGGCCGCGCCAAUGACGUAGCGUCAUCGAACCACGGGUGAUAAGUGCUGCAGCGGCAGAGCGCAUCUACGCGUCAGGCUCGAAUAAAGAACAGAAACUACUAGAGAGGAAAACGGACAUGAACAAUCGUGUGUUAAUUAUACAUUUUUUGGGUGUCGCCAUUUUGAAAAUGUUACUGUCGCAAGAUGCUAGCUGAAGGGAGGGGCAUCGCCCCCUUCAUACCUCCUCAAACAUAUUAGGUUACUGUCAUCAUUACCACUAGCUGUAGUCAAAUUGGUAUUAGAUUUUCCAUGACAAUGCAAUUUUUGAUUAAAUUUCCUGUUUAUUUUUACUGUUUACCAUCUCCACCAUCUCAGUCAUGGUUCCAGUCCUCCCACCCUCUAAUUAAAAUGUCAUUGAUAAUUUUUCGACCUGUUUGCUUUAGCUGGUUCAGCAAUGAUAAUGUUACAUUUUCUGCCAGCAAAAAUGAUUGAAAACUCAUUUAUUUAAUUUUAUUUUCAACAUUUACAAAAUGACAAAGCAUGUUGGGAAAUCCGUUGGUCCAAUCAAGUUUUUUGUUAUCAUAAACGUCAUCACUGACGAACGAUCUAGUUCAGCUAACUUUUUAGUGGAGAAAAGCUAGCAAGCCUUUUAGUCCCGCGCAAAUAUUCAGAUAGCAAACAAAAAAAGAAAAGAAAAAAGAAAAGAAAAACAACUGCUGCUGCAUCUUCAGCGGUUCUGGUUCGACUGGGUCAGCCGAACCAGAACCAGUAAACUCCGAAACUUCUCCGAAAAAAAAAAACGUCUCUGAAAUUUCCGCUUCGAGAACGACGGAACAUGGCAGCUGGAUUUUCCCUCUACCAUCAACAAGUUAGCUAACUUG
This is a messenger RNA of Nothobranchius furzeri (turquoise killifish), 7014 nucleotides long. Its product is annotated as zinc finger protein 516. Lineage: Eukaryota; Metazoa; Chordata; Actinopteri; Cyprinodontiformes; Nothobranchiidae. Gene Ontology annotation, cellular component: nucleus. Gene Ontology annotation, molecular function: DNA-binding transcription factor activity, RNA polymerase II-specific; RNA polymerase II cis-regulatory region sequence-specific DNA binding. The record is from RefSeq and is a predicted model, not a curated record. Gene Ontology annotation, biological process: regulation of DNA-templated transcription.